Molecule: messenger RNA, 2096 nt
Organism: Salvelinus fontinalis (brook trout)
Lineage: Eukaryota; Metazoa; Chordata; Actinopteri; Salmoniformes; Salmonidae
Product: GTP-binding protein REM 2-like
Exons: 5
Coding region: 245-1159 (304 amino acids)
Cellular component (GO): plasma membrane
Molecular function (GO): GTP binding; GTPase activity; calcium channel regulator activity
Source: RefSeq, a predicted model, not a curated record
AUAGGAGAGCACACUGUGGGGGAGAGAAAAGUGUUUUCAGUUGCCAAUGUAGCAGAGUCUGUGCGUGCGUGUAGUGUUUGUGAUUGCGCAUGAGAGAGAGAGAGAGAGAGAGAGAGAGAGAGAGAGAUAACCGUUUUUGGUGUGGCUUGAGGCAGAGAGCGCGUGAGUAAGAAGAGUGUGAGGGCGGGAAAACACUUGGGAUUCCUUAAAAGUCGCUUUCUGACUGGUGUAUUUCAAGUUGCAGAUGCCGACAGAUGUGCUCAAAGACAGUAUCAGUAUCGAGGAAACACUGGUGAAGUGUGAUAGUAUGACUCUGUCCAGUGCCCCGCCUUUACGCAGAGGAAGUACCCCUCUGCCAAUCAAACACCAGCUCAGACGGGAAGAAGCUGUUCAUGAUGAUUGUGAUUGGACAUCAGGGUUGGCUGGACCUUCUCCUCCUCCAAUCAGUUUCAGCCUGGCGAAGGAUGAGACCAUCACCUCAGCAGUAGAGGGGAGACCCCCCUCUGAAGGGCCCUUUCGAAUUGCCCUGCUGGGUCAGAAUGGGGUGGGCAAGUCAUGCCUUGCUAUCGCCUUGGCUGGGGAUUUGGAUCGAACUGCAUCUGUGGAUUCUGAAGGGGAGGGCUAUGUACACACUGUUACCGUGGACGACGAGGACUGCACCAUCCUUAUCUACGACAACUGGAGGCAGGACCUGUCUGAUCUCCAGUGUGAGGUGUGUGUCCUGGUGUUCUCUGUGACGGACAGGCGGAGUUUCCACCGCACCGCCCAACUCCGCCUCCUCCUCAGGGAGACGCAACCGCAAACUCCCAUCAUCCUCGUGGGCAACAAGAGCGACCUGGUCCGUUCACGUGAGGUCAGCACUCAAGAGGCCCUCACCAGCGCUUCUCUGUUUGACUGUCUAUAUGUAGAGAUGUCAGCCUCUCUGGAUCACCGCACGGCAGAGCUCCUGGAGUAUGCUGUGAGGUUAGCCAGGGGCCUCAGCCCGGUGCCUCCAGGGGCCUGUGGGCACGACAUGGCUGGCGGCCGGGAGAGCAUCACCCACCGUGCCAAGCGUUUCCUCACUAGCCUGGUCCCACGCUACCCCCGCGAGAGGGAACGAGACGGGGGCAAGUUCUUUAGACAAAAGUCCCGGUCCUGCCAUGACCUGGGUGCCCUGUGAUCAGGGAUGAUGGAAGGGAUAGAAAGAGAGAGGGUUGGCUAGAAAGAGAGAGGGUUGGCUAGAAAGAGAGAGGGGUGGCUAGAAAGAGAGAGGGGUGGCUAGGAAGAGAGAGGGGUGGCUAGAAAGAGAGAGGGUGGCUAGAAAGAGAGAGGGGUGGCUAGAAAGAGAGAGGGGUGGCUAGGAAGAGAGAGGGGUGGCUAGAAAGAGAGAGGGUUAGCUAGAAAGAGAGAGGGUUGGCUAGAAAGAGAGAGGGGUGGCUAGAAAGAGAGAGGGGUGGCUAGGAAGAGAGAGGGGUGGCUAGAAAGAGAGAGGGUGGCUAGAAAGAGAGAGGGGUGGCUAGAAAGAGAGAGUGGUGGCUAGAAAGACAGAGGGGUGGCUAGAAGGAGAGAGGGGUGGCCAGAAAGAGAGAGGGUUGGCUAGAAAGAGAGAGGGGUGGCUAGAAAGAGAGAGGGGUGGCUAGGAAGAGAGAGGGGUGGCUAGAAAGAGAGAGGGUGGCUAGAAAGAGAGAGGGGUGGCUAGAAAGAGCAAGAGGGAAAUAAGAUGAAAGUAAUCGCAAAAUAGAGAUGGAUUCGAAGAGGUAAAUUAUGGUAAUGAGAAAAGUGAGUGUCAAUGUGUGAGUGUAAAAGUGAGUGAUAGGAAGAGGAUACAGUUGUGGGGGAUGACACAUGCAUAAAGCAGAGAAGAGCAGGAAGAGAGAAUGGCAUUAAAGAAGAGAUGGAUGUUUCUGGGUUUAUUCAUGUAAAAAUGUUGUACUAGAGAACCAUAAGUGAUAGAUAGAAAACCAUUCAUUAGCUGUUGAACACCUGUAAAUACAACACAAAGCAUCAUACUGUAGUGGUGUAAUUGAUUAUCCACCUCUAUUCCCAUGUGAUUUCAUUGAGGAUCAAAUAAAAUAGUUAUAGAAGUCAUGAGAAAGGAAGGUGACUCUUUUUAUCUA